Aphis gossypii (cotton aphid) is the source of this 2884-nucleotide messenger RNA. Its product is annotated as cationic amino acid transporter 3-like. Lineage: Eukaryota; Metazoa; Arthropoda; Insecta; Hemiptera; Aphididae. Bases 443 to 2350 code for a protein of 635 amino acids. Gene Ontology annotation, cellular component: plasma membrane. Gene Ontology annotation, biological process: amino acid transport; transmembrane transport. The transcript has 12 exons. Gene Ontology annotation, molecular function: amino acid transmembrane transporter activity. The record is from RefSeq and is a predicted model, not a curated record.
AAUACUAUUCGUAUACGGACACACACGCGGUCCAUCGGCGCAAUCGGCUACGACGACUACGACAACGACAACGAUAAACGGUCGACGAACGGUAAUCUGAUAAUAACCAAAAAAAAAACCACCGUAAACGAACAGUCGUAGUAAAAUAAUAAUAGUAACAAUUUAUUUUUUUAUAUAUUUUACGAGAUACAGACUUUCACCCAAUAGUUAAAUAGUACCGUGGUCUGUAUUAAGUAAAUAUAAAAUAAAAUAAUAAUAAUAAUAAUUUAAACCACGUGGUGUUCACAUCGGGCGAAUCGAAAUAGCUGCAACACUCUAGAAGACGCCGAAAGAUAGUGGCGCAAGUCGGUCUCUCAAAUCUCUUGGCCGAGCCAAGGGUUCAUAUUAUCUAUAAAACAGUACGUACGAUUGUGAUUUACACGCCCGGAUCGACAACGACGUCAUGAUAAAGUUGCGAGAAACCCUGUACCAGGUGUUGUUCAGGCGGAAAGACGAGGAUGAAUUACAACCAGACAAGAAGAAAUUGGCCAGAGUCCUCGAUCUGAUGGACCUUACGGCACUUGGCGUUGGGUCUACAUUGGGAGUAGGUGUUUACGUACUCGCCGGAAAUGUUGCUAGAAUAGAAGCCGGGCCAGCCGUUGUGCUGUCAUUCAUUUUGGCUGCCUUUGCGUCAGCUUUUGCAGGCCUGUGUUACGCUGAAUUCGCAGCGCGAGUGCCGAGAGCCGGGUCAGCCUACGUUUAUAGUUACGUCGGAGUUGGCGAAUUCGUUGCGUUUGUGAUCGGCUGGAAUCUGAUACUUGAAUACGUUAUCGGUACUGCAAGCGUUGCCAAAGCUUUGAGUAAUUACAUAGAUGCGCUGUUGGGCUAUCCUGUAAAAAAUACAAUGACCUAUCUUUUCCCCAUCAAUGUCAGUUUUUUGGCCGACUACCCAGAUGUUUUGUCGUUCAGUCUCGUAAUACUAUUAUCGCUUAUACUAGCAUGGGGAGUCCGGGAAUCUACAAUGAUCAACAACGUGUUUACAGUCGUCAAUUUAUUCACUGUAGUUACAGUUGUUGUAACCGGAUUUUUUAAAGUUAAUUUGUACAAUUGGAGUAUUCCAAAACAAGACAUCCCAAAGUAUGUGAAAGGCGGCGAAGGUGGUUUUAUGCCUUUUGGAUGGGCCGGAGUGACUGCGGGGGCGGCCAAAUGUUUUUACGGAUUCAUCGGUUUCGAUAGUGUGGCAACUACAGGAGAAGAAGCAAAAAAACCAAAACGUGACAUUCCGUUGGCCAUCAUUUUAUCGUUGACCAUCAUAACAUUUGCAUAUUGCUGUAUCAGUUCUGUUUUAACUCUAAUGUGGCCAUACUAUGAUCAGGACAUCGACGCGCCGUUCCCUUACGUUUACGAUCAUCUCGGUUGGACUACGUUAAAAUUGAUUGUUUCAUCCGGUGCUAUAUUUGCUAUGUUUGCCAGUCUCUUAGCCAGCAUGUUCUCGAUGCCAAGGAUUUUGAUGGCCAUGGCAGAAGACGGUCUCAUGUUCAGUAUGUUCUCGAUUAUUCACCCCAAGUUUAAAACACCUCUAUUGGCCACUAUAUUAUCGGGUUUAUUUGCGGGUAUUGUGACGGCACUUUUAAACCUUGAUCAACUGAUGAACAUGAUGUCGAUUGGCACGUUAUUAGCUUACUCGAUAGUGUGCAUUUGUGUGCUGAUGUUACGGUACAAAACCGAUUCGGACGUCGACGAGUCUGAAAACGAGCAGAGCAAAGAUGAACUAGAGACCAGUGGAUUUGUAAAUGCGGUGGUAAAAUACCUAAAUCUGUCCAAUAACAAUAAGGCCGACAAAGACACUCAGCGCGUAGCCACGACCCUCAUUAUAUCGUUUAUUUGCACGUCGGCGCUGUUUAGCUUUAUAAGUGUACAAUCAGAGUGUGUCGCUACCGUUCAUCAAUUGUGUGACAAAAACGACAGUAACGGAACGACCUUCCAACCAGGUUGCGUCAAUGUAACCAGCAACGAAUACGAAUGCGUCGGGAACAGCAUCGCGACGUACACUAGUGCCAUUUUGGCAAUUGGGUUGUUGCUUCUGUUGCUGUUACUGACUAGACAGCCCCAAUCAAACAAAAAACUUUCGUUCAAGGUCCCACUGGUCCCGCUCAUACCGUGCAUUAGCAUUUUGACGAACAUUUACUUGAUGAUGAAACUCGACAUAAUCACCUGGAUUCGUUUUACUAUUUGGUUGCUAAUCGGGUUAUGCAUUUAUGCUCUAUAUGGUAUGAAUAAUAGUACUGAGGGCUUGAAACGGAGAGUAGAGCUGAAAAGAAGUCGUUCGAAUUCUACAGAGCCUAUAAACCAGGUUUCUGCUAAUUUAUAGACACGCGUUACAACACAUGCAUAAUGGUGAUAAGGUUGUAAUGAUAUAUCCAUUUUGAUAUAUUAUUAUUUAGAUUUAUAAAUUGUUUAUACAACUACAUAAACAUAGAAUACCAGAAUAUACAUUAUUAUGAACUAAAUUACUUUUCAGAUAAAAGAAAUAAAUAGAAUAUUAUUUGCAUUACUAUACAAAAUUACAAACAUUAAUCAACAAUAAAAUUACAAAUAAUUAAAUGACUUUAAAAAAAAAAUGAUUUAAAAAUUAUUACAUUCAUUGAAAUAAUACAAAUAUGAACUAUGUAGUAAAUAAGAUACUAAUGAUGAUACACAAAAGAGCAAUCGCUGCAAUCUCCAAAUUCAAUCACAAAUAAGGCGGCAUAUCAUGUCUAUAAAAUGGCUAACAACAAUUAAUUCCUGGCUCAAUCGAUUCCAUUCGGCUCAGUCUUUUACCUAACAUUGUAUCAAUAAAUGUAUCAUCUUUCUCUGUGUCAAUGUUUUAUAAGUUUAAAUAAAUUUAAUUCACUUUAACAUUAUA